Molecule: messenger RNA, 1421 nt
Organism: Pimephales promelas (fathead minnow)
Lineage: Eukaryota; Metazoa; Chordata; Actinopteri; Cypriniformes; Leuciscidae
Source: RefSeq, a predicted model, not a curated record
UAUUACCCACACAGUUUUGAGGGAGGCCAGUUAGAGUAGUAUUAAUAACACCUGUCUAAAUAAAUAAGAGUGUUUUUUGAAGCAAUGGAAAGAUGGUUAGGUUACACAUUUUGAUGUGGCGACAGUGUGUGAAAGCAGAAAAGUUAAGGUGAAAGUGCACAUGUGUCUCAGUUGACUGAAGCAGAGACAGAUGGACACAUGGGGAAUUCAACGCCUGAGGAUAUAUUUGGAAGACGACUGAUCAUGAGAUAUUACUUCAUUCUUUUGCUUUCCUCAACAAUAUUCUGCUCCUCUGAUGAGUCCUCUAAUGUGGAUGUUGUUCAGGAAGAUGAAAAAGUAGUUCGAGCUGGAGAGGAUGUGAAUCUUACUUGCAGCUUUUCAACGCUUCUACAAUCAACAAAAGCAUGGUUUAAACGGGCAUCCAAUGGAAAAUCCAUACAAAUUGUGUCUUUAUAUUUAAAUCAACAACCCAACUGGAAUAAGGACUUUGAGAAAAUGAAUCGUUUUAAUAUUACCAAAGGAGAUGAUCAUUUUAAUCUGACCAUUUUACAGACAAAGCCUUCAGACUCUGCAACAUAUUAUUGUGUCGUCUCAUCAUAUUACACUAUUGGAAUGGGUGCAGGCACUAAAUUAUUUUUUAAAGCUGGACACACAACUGUUCAGCAGUCUUUGAUAGACACGCUUCACCCAGGGGAUUCAGUGAAUUUGCAGUGCAGCGUCUUCAGUGAGAGUUGUGCUGGAGAACACAGCGUCUACUGGUUCAGACAAAGCUUGGGAGACUCUCAAGGAGUCCUUUACACCAAAGGAGAGAGAAAUGGUCAGUGUCAGAACAGCAGUGAGUCUCAAACACAGAGCUGCGUCUACAAUCUCCUCAAGAGCAACAUCAGUGACUCUGACGCUGGGAUUUACUACUGCGCUGUGGCCGCAUGUGGAGAGAUACUGUUUGGAGAAGGAACUCAACUCAAUUUUAGAGAGAGUGGCGGUGUGAAUCCAUCUCUUCUUGCUCUUGGAAUUUCAAACAUUAUAUUGUUUGCUCUUGUUGUAUUUUUGGGAAUAAAACUACUCAGGAGUCAGAAAAAAGUGCUCAAACCUCAAGAGAAUCAAAACGAAGACAGCAUGAAUUACGCAGCCAUUAGCUUUGGUCAGAAACCUCUGAACACUAGAAGGACCAAAUCAAAAGUCAUUCAGGAGCAGUCUCUGUACGCUCAGGUCAGAACACAGCAGUAACAUACAGAGGUUUAGUGAAGCAUUUCACUUCGAAACAAAUAUUUUCAUCAUGAUCUUAUAAGAUCAAUUUAAUUCAAUUUUUCAGAAUAAUUUUGGUAACUUCUACAUUUUAGGAGUUGACUGUUGUCCUCGGAAAAUUAAACCUCGAGUAUAGUCUGAUAAUUUUUACCGCAAUGAAAUUGUGAAAACUACAA